AUGGCAUCCCAAACUCGCUAUGUCGACCGCGCUAUCCCACGCAUCUCCAUGCACGACUUUGAGAAUCGAAUUGGAGAAAUAACAAACCAACUAAUCGAUGCCGCCGAAAAUGUGGGCUUCUUCACCGUCAUCAACCACGGCAUCUCUAAAGAAGACAUCGAAACAAUGUUUGCAACAUCAAAGAGCAUGUUCGAUCUACCAGAGAACGUGAAAGCAACGGUACCCUGGAACGCGAACAACGUGGGCUGGGAGAAGAACUCACAAAUCCGCCCGUCAACCGGCAAACCCGACAGCAAGGAAUCCUACCAGCUUCAAUUCGGCGAAAACAUGAAAGACCUGUGGAUCAAAGACACCGACCUACCCGGUUUCCAAACAACCAGUCUCACCUUCAUGCACCGGGUGCAAGAAAUAUCCGAACGCCUAAUGCGCUGCUUCGCACGCGGACUAGGCUUCCCCGAAACAUUCUUCAUUGAAUGCCAUGGCAUUAGACGGCCAAAUUCCCAGACAACCAUGCGUCUACUUCAUUACUUUGCGCAGCCGGAGGUGUCGGACGGGCAAGAAUAUCAUCGCGCAGGGGCACAUGCCGAUUGGGACUUUUUGACUUUACUCUUUCAAAAGGAAGGGCAGAGUGGGCUGGAAAUCUGUCCUGGGCGGGAGGUGGUCACUGAGUUCGGGAUAGGGGACGAAUGGACCAAAGUCGAGGCGAGCACCGAGGCGAUUGUCUGUAAUAUUGGGGACUUACUCAUGUCGUGGUCGGACGAUAGGUUCAAGUCGACUUUCCACCGGGUUAAGGCGCCGUGUGAACCUGGCGACUAUUUUGGUGAUCGGUACAGCAUUGCGUACUUCAAUCAGCCUUGUAAGGAUGCUUUGAUCCAGGGGCCGUUGAAGAAGUAUCCGAUUGUCACCGGGGCUCAGUUUACCGAGAGUGCGAUGAAAAGGAAUUUUGCUGCUUUGCAGGAGAAGUUGAAGACGGUCGCGGCGGCUUAA
This is a messenger RNA of Penicillium antarcticum, 987 nucleotides long. RefSeq lists its product as uncharacterized. The record is from RefSeq and is a predicted model, not a curated record. Bases 1 to 987 code for a protein of 328 amino acids. Gene Ontology annotation, molecular function: dioxygenase activity. The transcript has a single exon. Lineage: Eukaryota; Fungi; Ascomycota; Eurotiomycetes; Eurotiales; Aspergillaceae.